Messenger RNA from Suillus paluster, 507 nucleotides. RefSeq lists its product as uncharacterized. The record is from RefSeq and is a predicted model, not a curated record. The transcript has 2 exons. Lineage: Eukaryota; Fungi; Basidiomycota; Agaricomycetes; Boletales; Suillaceae. The coding region runs from base 1 to 507 and encodes 168 amino acids.
AUGUCUCCUGGUCCUCCCUCCCGGUACGCUCUUUGUAUUGUUGGCUGCACUCUAUCCUCUCCGCAUCUCCACAAUCCCCAGAAAUACACCACACAAAAGCACACCUCCACUUCCCCUCCUUCACCAGCAAACCACAUCAUCGACACCUCUGCCCGUAAUACGCACCAUCUUUUCCCCCGCCCUUACGCCGUUCCUUUUGCCACUUCACUCUUGACGACUUCUCCCCGUAUUCUCCAAUCUGCAGCUGAUCCCGCCUUCACACCCGCCCUCGCCCUCGCAAUACCUCUCUAUGACUCACACUCCCCCGGAUCACCCAUUUCUACACACGCCAUCGUACAAUUGUAUGCAAGGACACUGCAAGUGUUCGCUUCUUACGUCAUGGGAAAACCUCACUAUCAUCAUGCCGGUUCGGAUUUGCAUAUUUUGAAACCCCCCACCGUUUAUUUGUCAAAUGUCACCGCUUUGCGGAAACGCGCAACAGGCCGUCGCAGGAUGUGUUGGCUGUAA